UUCUCGGGUUAUAUUUCUCGGGUUUAUAUUCUCGGGUUAUAUUUCUCGGGUUAUAUUUCUCGGGUUAUUCUCGGGUUAUAUUCUCGGGUUAUUCUCGGGUUAUAUUCUCGGGUUAUUCUCGGGUUAUUCUCGGGUUAUAUUCUCGGGUUAUAUUCUCGGGUUAUAUUCUCGGGUUAUAUUUCUCGGGUUCUCGGGUUAUUCUCGGGUUAUAUUUCUCGGGUUAUAUUCUCGGGUUUAUUCUCGGGUUAUAUUCUCGGGUUAUUCUCGGGUUAUUCUCGGGUUAUAUUCUCGGGUUAUUCUCGGGUUAUAUUCUCGGGUUAUAUUUCUCGGGUUAUAUUCUCGGGUUAUUCUCGGGUUAUAUUCUCGGGUUAUAUUUCUCGGGUUAUAUUUCUCGGGUUAUUCUCGGGUUAUUCUCGGGUUAUAUUCUCGGGUUAUUCUCGGGUUAUUCUCGGGUUAUAUUCUCGGGUUAUAUUCUCGGGUUAUUCUCGGGUUAUUCUCGGGUUAUUCUCGGGUUAUAUUCUCGGGUUAUUCUCGGGUUAUUCUCGGGUUAUAUUCUCGGGUUAUAUUCUCGGGUUAUAUUCUCGGGUUAUAUUUUCUCGGGUUAUAUUUUCUCGGGUUAUAUUUCUCGGGUUAUUCUCGGGUUAUUCUCGGGUUAUAUUUCUCGGGUUAUAUUUUCUCGGGUUAUUCUCGGGUUUAUAUUCUCGGGUUAUAUUUCUCGGGUUAUAUUUCUCGGGUUAUUCUCGGGUUAUAUUCUCGGGUUAUUCUCGGGUUAUAUUCUCGGGUUAUUCUCGGGUUAUAUUCUCGGGUUAUUCUCGGGUUAUAUUCUCGGGUUAUUCUCGGGUUAUAUUCUCGGGUUAUAUUCUCGGGUUAUAUUUCUCGGGUUAUUCUCGGGUUAUAUUCUCGGGUUAUAUUUCUUGGGUUAUUCUCGGGUUAUAUUCUCGGGUUAUUCUCGGGUUAUUCUCGGGUUAUUCUCGGGUUAUUCUUCUCGGGUUAUAUUUCUCGGGUUUAUUCUCGGGUUAUAUUUCUCGGGUUUAUAUUCUCGGGUUAUUCUCGGGUUAUUCUCGGGUUCUUCUCGGGUUAUUCUCGGGUUAUAUUCUCGGGUUAUAUUUCUCGGGUUAUAUUCUCGGGUUAUAUUCUCGGGUUAUAUUCUCGGGUUAUAUUCUCGGGUUAUUCUCGGGUUAUAUUCUCGGGUUAUUCUCGGGUUAUAUU
Nematocida minor is the source of this 1209-nucleotide messenger RNA. RefSeq lists its product as uncharacterized. The transcript has a single exon. Lineage: Eukaryota; Fungi; Microsporidia. The record is from RefSeq and is a predicted model, not a curated record. The annotation marks the transcript as partial.